ACACACACACACGAGCAGCCAUCACGUCCUGAUCCUAGCUCAAAUCCCCACUGUCCGGUCACGUGACCAGGGGAUGAUCUGAAUUACUGCUGAGGCACGGAGGAGCACAGCACACUGACUCAACCCUGAGAUCUCAACACACGACGCACUGGAUGCUUUCACUCUGAAUACCGCACUGCAAACCAGCGCCAUUACAUCUCUGACAGGCCUGUAUGAAAUAGCUGCGCCUUGUUUUGAAGCAGAAAGAUGAUUUCGCCGUGGGAUAGAUGGUACACGACGAGCUGCUGCCUGUGUUGUCAUGUACGGACGGGCACCAUUAUCCUCGGCGUCUGGUACAUGCUCAUCAACGCUGUGGUCCUGCUAAUCCUACUGUCUGCUCUAAACGACCCAGUGCAGUAUCACUACCACCUCACCAGUGCCGAACUUGGCACAGACUUGGAUGUCAUGGAUGACGCAAACAUGUGCAUCGCUGCUGCAAUUUCCCUCCUGAUGAUUUUGAUUUGUGGGAUGGCGACCUACGGUGCUUAUAAGCAACAUGCUGCUUGGAUUAUUCCAUUUUUCUGCUACCAAAUCUUUGACUUUGCCCUUAAUACCCUGGUAGCAAUAAGUGUCAUGGUCUACCCGAACACCAUUCAGGACUACCUUGAGCAGCUGCCUGGGACCUUUCCAUACAAAGAGGACUUAAUGUCCACCAACAACAUAUGCCUAGUGUUUGCAGUACUUACUUUCAUCGGCUGUAUUCUGGCCUUUAAGGCUUACCUGAUUGCCUGUGUGUGGAACUGCUACAGAUAUGUUAGUGGAAGAGGCACCACAGAGGUCUUGGUUUAUGUCACCACUAAUGAUACAACAGUGCUACUCCCAUCCUAUGAAGAGGUUGUCGCGAUUCCGCCGAAGGAGCCGCCCCCUGAGUAAAUCUCAGCGUGACACCGAUGUCUUCUCCCUGAAUAUCCUCCAAAGAAAAGAUUUUUCCGUCAGUGUUUCAUAUUUCCCCACUCGAGCCUUCCACUUUUUACUCUGUGACGUCUCUAUCCUUUGCUCUCUGAAGGCAGAAGUGUGGCUUGCUCUUCCCUCUGCAAGUCUUCACAGCCUUCCUGGCAGACCAGUGCCGUGUGUCAACUCCAAUUUGGAUUUGCACGUUCAGCAUUCAGUGAUUAUGCACGGCACUGACCUCCCCCUUUUUUUAAAUACUGUGAACGUCUCAGCACUGCUGUCGGUUACUGAAAAUACCUGACAUUUAAAUGUGGCAGGUGAUAAUAAACACGUGAGUUACUUAAGAGCACUUUCUGACUGGCAGUUUUCCCAGGAACCUGAUGAAUGUGGCAGCCAGGGUAAUAUAUAUUAUAUCAUAUUAUAUAUCCAUCGUUAUAUUAACACUGAAUUGGGAGAAAUCUUUCAAAAGAUCCCGAAAGACCAGUCUACAACAUCUUAAACAGGUUUAUACCAACACUAGGCAAUAUUUAAUGCAAUUUCAAAGUUACUAAUAAAGAUACAUUUCAAAUAGUUUUGCAAGUAUUCCAAAUUGAAGAUUAGAAAAACAUAUACAUAUAUACAUAUACGUUAUGUAUAUAUGUGUGUGUGUGUGUGUGUGUGUGUAUAUAUCUAUCUAUCUAUCUAUAUAUAUAUAUAUAUAUAUAUAUAUACACACACAAUAUAAUAUACAUGUACUAUACUGUAUAUAGUUGCAGUUUAAUGAAAAACAUGGAUACAAGUUUAAAUGUGAAAGUAAUCUAGUCAUUUUCACAUUAUCUUCAUUAUCUUUCAUUUAAAAUAUCUGAAUGUGGCUAUUUCCCACACUGCCCUGUACUGCUGUUUUUUUUUUUUUUGAAAACCAUAGAUCCAGUGGCUACCAGUCAUAUGCAGAGUCGCCACAUUAUUUUUGCACAUAAGUCUUAAUAAUUCAUGUUGUAAGUUCUCUGAUAGUUAGUGAAGGAAAGUUAGACUGUAUGUAGCACGGUAAUGUAGUGUUGUUAUUACACAGCCCUGUAAUGGGUCUGAAUAUGAGUGACAUGAAAAAAUCUCCUGAAGUCUUCCCUAGCUUAAUUUCUGCUUAAGAGCUAUGCAAUAACUAUGCAGAAUUAUAUUCAACUGUCCUACAUUUCAACACAGAGCACUUUAGUAUCGAUGCCUUAAGUGAAGCCUGCAGACGUUCACUGCUCUGUGCUCUGGUUAUAUUAUUUCCCCAGAAUCGGCAUUUUCCACUUGCCAGUUAUUUAGGAUAUGUUCACUUUUCUAGAUGAUUUCUGUCAUUAUUCAUAGAAGGAAACUUGCUGAUUAGUAAAUGACAAUGAAAACGGGACAAAAAUCUUACAAAACUACCAACAAUCUAGAUAAACCAAAGUUUUGACAUGGUCGCUACAUUUUUAUACAUUAAAUACGUUGAUCAUGCAAUCUCUCCGAGCUCUUAAACUAUAUAAAGCAGUGUCAGGAUGUCUGUCUGCUCCAGUUAAAGUAUUCCAUACGAAAGAGCUUUGGGUUGAAAUAUAGUCAAAUAUCGCUAUGAACAACCUGCAGUAACCAUGUUUGCUGUUUUUCUAAUCAUGAAUCAAAUCGUUAUUCAGAUUCGAUCAUUUUGUCCUGUGAAGUGUUUAGGUUCCUAAAAUCUAACAUUAUAACCUGAUCCAAUCAAUCACCUUCAUUUUCUGUGUGUAAUAUGUUUGCUUAGAGGAAAAAAAAAACAAGUCAGUUCUGAAAUUUCUUACUGGUUUUUACUGUUGGUCAUAUGUUUUGUCUGUGAUUGAGGUGAUUCGAACUUGAUGUUCUAUCAGCUGCAAUAUUUGUACUGAACAGUUCUUAAAAUUAAAAGAAUCUCAUGUUGA
Molecule: messenger RNA, 2816 nt
Organism: Ictalurus furcatus (blue catfish)
Lineage: Eukaryota; Metazoa; Chordata; Actinopteri; Siluriformes; Ictaluridae
Gene: laptm4b
Product: lysosomal protein transmembrane 4 beta
Exons: 7
Coding region: 247-912 (221 amino acids)
Cellular component (GO): lysosomal membrane
Source: RefSeq, a predicted model, not a curated record